Bursaphelenchus okinawaensis is the source of this 1595-nucleotide messenger RNA. Lineage: Eukaryota; Metazoa; Nematoda; Chromadorea; Rhabditida; Aphelenchoididae. The record is from the annotation of a GenBank genome assembly.
AUGGCCGCGUUAUUUCAGCCAUCCAGGAAGCCGCUAUUCGAUCGAGUCUUUAUGACGGAGCCUGGGGCGAUUCAAGGCUUGGUCAAAGAUACGAUCGACCGUCUGCGCAAUGUCGAUCGUCUAAUUCAUGUAGGUGUUGGUGUCUGUAAUAUUGGUGGUUGUGAUGGUUUAUUGAUGGUUUUCUCUAAAAUACAUACGGUUUUUCUACAGAAAAAGAGUUUUCCACAUAAUUAUUCAUGGAUAACAUGAAGUUUUUGGUCUGUUCAAGCUUUCUUUUUGUCAUACUGUCUAUAAAAUUGUUACAAUAAGAUUCACAAGUCUUUUUUCUAGCUAUACUAACAGGUAUGACUUUAAAUUAAUCUUUUAAUUUUAGGAAAAACCUCGAAACAAGAAGGAAAAUCAGUCCCAGAAGGAGAACCGACCUUUGAAGCGAAAAACCAGCCCAAAAGUAUCCGCCAAAGACGAAUGCUCUGUAACCCAAGCAACAGAAACCUCUCAAAAACAUAAUUUGGACAAACUUGGAUCUAUUGAAGCUCAGAAGUCUACCAAACCAUUACAAACUACAUCAACAUCAGCUGAACUUAAAAAGAUGGUGUAUUCGGUCAGUAAUGUGUACAUAACCCCUUUUGUUGAUGAGAAAACUGAUCUCAAGACGUUGAUGGAAGUAGUCGAUGCGGAAUUAAGUGAGCCGUAUUCGAUAUACACCUACAGAUACUUUAUUCACAAUUGGCCCGAUCUAUGCUUCUUGGUAAGUAUAAUAUUAUUACUUUUUUUCUAAAUUUAGGAAAGUUGUUGACGUCAAAACGACCUUGGAAGUCAGCUGAAUCGUAUAUCUUUCUAUACGUGACUUCUCAAGGUGACAUAGUCGCAAUAUUACUACAAUAUCAUUAAAAUUUUGUUUUCCGCACCUUGAUGUAAAUGAUAAUAUCGUUUUAGGCCAAAGUGAAAGGAACGGACGAGAUUAUUGGUGGUGUUGUGUGUAAAGAUGAAGUGAUAAACGUUCCGACACAUUUAUAUCGCCGUGGUUAUAUUGCUAUGCUGGCUGUUAAUGAGCCAUGGAGAAAUUUGGGUCUAGGAUCUCAGCUGGUCAUUACUGCUAUUGAUGCCUUGGCCAGACGUGAUUGUAAUGAGGUAAGGGAUGCGGAAUGGUUUGAAAUUGAGGGUUAAUAUCUUAUGUUUGUAAAUGAUAACAAAAAUUGGGUUGAAAUGGCAUUUUUCCUCACUAAAUGAUUAAAAUUAUAUUAUUCAUGAGGAUUUUUCGCUAUUUUUCAUGUUUUUAUUGAUUUUUACGGCUUUUUAUCUCUAAUAUUGUUAUUCUUAAUAUAUUAUAUUAACAAAUAUACUCAUUAACAUCUUUGCAGGUAAUUUUGGAGACAGAAAGCACGAACGGUGGAUCGCUAGGCUUGUACGAACGUUUGGGCUUCUGUAGAGAUGAUCGUAUGCACAGGUACUAUUUGAAUGGUAACGACGCUUUUCGGCUUCGUUAUUUCAUUGGAAAAUAUCAUGAAGUACCUGAAGAUGUGUUACCUGAGCUUGAGAUGGACGACUGCCACCUACCCGACUGCAAUGAUGGAGAUUGUAAUGAUUGUCAUUAA